This is a messenger RNA of Phyllopteryx taeniolatus (common seadragon), 1107 nucleotides long. Its product is annotated as myeloid-associated differentiation marker-like. Gene Ontology annotation, cellular component: membrane. Lineage: Eukaryota; Metazoa; Chordata; Actinopteri; Syngnathiformes; Syngnathidae. The record is from RefSeq and is a predicted model, not a curated record. The coding region runs from base 230 to 1081 and encodes 283 amino acids. The transcript has a single exon.
CAGGUCCAAUCAGCAAAAGGCCAUAAAGUGCACAGUUAAGCCAAGGAUGCUGUGUUUGACUACACACCCUGACUUUUGGUUUUAAAUGACAUACAUCGUGUUUCUUGCCGACAAGGAUUUCUUCAACAGGAUCUCUUUUGGUGGGCAUUCCAGAGCAAAGACAGGAAAUAAGUAGAGAAGAUUUGUGAGAGGACAAUUUUGGAGGUCUAAGCUAUUUGCCGGACCAGCCAUGAUCCACGUUGACUUUCACUCUCUCACCCAGCCGGUGGGCAUCGUGCGGUUGAUGGCCAUCAUCUUCACAUGUAUAUCUUUUAGCCUGGUGGCAUCGGUUGGGUACUUCCCCUCUUCGUUCUGGGCCUGGUGCAUGUUUACCUGGUGCUUCUGCUUCUUUUUCACCCUCUUAAUCGUCAUCCUGGAGGUCACCACCUUGAGCACCAAGUUGCCUUUUGCCUGGGAUGACUUCACAACUGCCUUCGCCUUGCUGGCAAGCCUCAUGUGCCUGACGGCCUGCGUCAUCUACCCGACAUUUUUCACCUGCAAUAUCUGCUACCGACAGAUCGGCGCUUCUUUGGUGGCCUGUGCGUGUACCGUGUUGUACGUUCUCGAGGUGAGCCUAACACGGCGUCGGCCGAGCGGGCAAAUCCGUGGAUUCCUCACCACGUGGCCCGGUAUAAUGAAGAUGCUGGAAACUUUCUUCGCCUGUCUCAUCUUCACAUCUCUUGAGAAAAGUCAGUACGCCAACACCCCCGAACUGCAGUGGUGUGUGGCCGUGUACUCUUUGUGCUUCAUCUUAGCCAUGCUCAUCAUCCUGCUCACUGUUGGACAGGUGACCUCGCUACUCCCAUUCUUUGAGAAGAUAGUUAUCGUCUAUGACAUUUUAGCAGCAGUGAUGUACAUGACAGCUAUGGUUAUCUGGCCACUUUAUAGUUUCCGAAACAAUCAGAGACCGAUACACUGCGGCUACUUGUGUUCAUGGGAUAAACUGGGGAUGGUCACUUUCAUGACAAUUCUCAACUUCUGUGUUUACAUCGUGGACUCCGUCUACUCUAUAUGGCUCGUGUUUUGUUUCAGCAGGGAGUGAAGCUGUUGUUAAAAACUGAAAAAUGG